Molecule: messenger RNA, 1813 nt
Organism: Fusarium verticillioides 7600
Lineage: Eukaryota; Fungi; Ascomycota; Sordariomycetes; Hypocreales; Nectriaceae
Exons: 2
Coding region: 130-1113 (327 amino acids)
Molecular function (GO): methyltransferase activity
Source: RefSeq, a predicted model, not a curated record
GUUGCUUGCGUGGCACCUCCACUUUGUGCUAUUCGACCACCAUAUUAUACACGCGAUAUAAUUUCCUAUCAUUGAUCAUACUGAUAAGAGCAUCCACGUAACUUGGUUCCCAUAUUGACAACUGCAAAGAUGUCUGAUAACCUAACAACGCCUGAAGUCCAGGUGGACGAAGAUAACACCGACUCCGAGUCCGUCUUCAGUGCUGGCUCUGUAGGAGCAACGACAUCCAUUGCUAGCAGCGUGCUCAAGUAUAAAUGGAAACAUGGUCGGCGAUACCACAGUGAUCGCGCUGGACAGUACAGUUUUCCCAAUGAUGACCAGGAGCAAGAUCGUCUGGACAUGAUUCACCACGUUUUUUACCGAACUGUGAAGGAUCGAUUGUUCUUAGCUCCCAUCGAUCCGGAAGGACUGAAUGUUCUGGAUAUAGGAACAGGAACAGGAAUCUGGGCGAUCCAGUUUGGAGACGAGCAUCCUUCUGUGACAGUGGUCGGAAAUGACCUCAGCCCUAUCCAGCCAGACUGGGUUCCCCCAAAUGUCAAAUUCAUCGUUGACGACGUUGAAGCGGAAUGGGUCGAGCCGAUCCCAUAUGAUUAUAUCCACUGCAGGUAUAUGGCUGGAUCCAUCAAAGACUGGCCUAGACUAUUGCGGCAAGCAUACGCCAACUUGAAGCCAGGCGGCUGGAUCGAGCUUCAGGAAACAGCCAAUACGCUCUAUUCCGAGGAUGACUCGCUCAAGCCCGACAACGCGUUAGUCCAAAUGAUGGAUCAUCUUAAGUUAGCCUGCGAUAAGAUUGGAAGAACCAUGGAUCCUGCGCCGUCUUUUCAAGAAUGGGCUAAGGAAGCUGGCUUCGCUAGUGUCAAAGAGGAGCGAUUCAAGCUUCCAAUCGGACCAUGGCCUAAGGAUGAACGGCUCAAAGAAAUUGGAACUUUGAUGGGAGUCAACAUGAGAGAGGGUGUAGCGGCAUUUACGGCGGUUUUGUUUACUGAUGUUUUGGGAUGGUCGCGCGAAGAGGUUGAGGUUUUCAAUGCGCGUGUCAGAGAGGCAUCGCGCGAUAGAUCUGUGCAUCCGAUGUUUGAUUGCUUAAUAGUCACCGGCCAGAAGCCCAAGGAAUAAGCUAAACCGGAAUAUUCAUACUAUUUGAAGACUAUAAGCUUUGUAUUCAGAAAAUCAUUCAUCUCGUCGUCGUCCUUGUUCAGAUGCGCCAGGCAGGCUUCUCCACGAACCUCAGGACCGAGGGCGCGGUAUGAGAACCCCGGAUUCAUCACGAGUCAUUGACGCUUAAGUCGGCAACCUUACUUUUCCGUCCAUUCACAAGAGCAACAACAACCACUUCGAGACAGUAUGAUACCCCGGAUUUGCUCUUUUGACGGAGUCUUCUUCAGACCCCGAAUCGUGGGGUAGUCCAAAUAUCGACUAGUCUCCGCGGCAUUGAACUCUGGAUAUGGGGUAAACUUUACCGCAACAAGGUUAAGCCCUUGACCGAUGGAACUUCACGAUCCUACCGGGGAUCGGUCCAUGCGACAUUAUCCGGGGAUACGUCGAAAAUAGGUCUGUUUUGCGUAUCCAGGGACAGGAUAUUCGUUCCCUCUUGCGUGUUCCUCGGAGUAGAUAGCUUGUCCAAAUGAGUAUCCAAUGGGUAUGUCGCCUGGUGAGGUGAGGAGAAGUAAAUGCAUGGAUAUGCUAAGGAUGAUCCCUUCGAGUAUUAUGCUACUGGUGGAGUGUUAUAUAUCUGCGGAGAUACUCGCUAAAAAUGUGCUCCUUUACGUAGUCGGCUGUCUGUUUGUAUUACCACUUGGCUUCCCGUUCUCUGACC